AUGGGUGGGGAGGAGUCUACAACAUUCGCUGGGGAGGAGAAGACCUUCCCUGUCUCCUCCCCAGAGGAGACAGCUGGGGCCGGCAUCCGCAGCAGUAGCAGCAACAAUGUUAGCAGUAACAGACGCAGCGUUAGCGGCAACAGAUUUUGCAGAUCUCCUCUAUCCUUCUCAGAGUUGUUGUCUCGCAGAAACUUCAGUGCCGCGGCGUCUCUUUUGCAACGCAAGGGGGCCCACGGUGCCCCUAAUUUCUCCUUGCCUAAGGCUGAUCUAUGGCUAGCCUAUUGCUAUUACCACUCUGGAGCGUAUGAGAAGGCCCUGCAAAUCUACGAACAACUCUUUAGGGCUUCAUGUGGGGGCCCCUCUCACGUUGCAAGACAACCAUGGGGGCCUAUGGGGACGGACAGUGGGCCCCCACUGGAGGAGUCAUCAGCGAGCAGCAGGGGCCCUCCUGAGACUCCUUCAAUAUCUCAUUGCCUCUCAAAUGAUGCAACAUCGGCAGAGUCAACUCUGAAAGAAAUGACGGGGGAGGAGAUAGAGGAGUUGCCGUUGUUGAUGGCCCUUUGUCAUUUCCGGCUAGGUCAACCCGAGAAGGGGCUGAAGGAAAUUAAAAAAGCCCCACCAUCGCCCAGGAAACGCCGCCUGUUGCUUUUUCUACGCAUGCAACAACAGCAGGAACAGCAGAAGCGACCCCAGCAGCAGCAUCGGGAGGACGCGUGGCUCAACAUAGAUAAGGAGAUUCAAGCUCUAGGAGGAGGCAGCACCGAAGAUAUAUUAUGCGCUGCCGCAGCACAUUUCCUUCGUCGCCGUUAUGAAAAGGCGGCAGAGCUGUACGAGAAUUUGUUGUCUGUACAUCCCGAGGCUUUUGCUGUAAAGGUCUACUGGGCUGUCUGCUGCUACAAGAUGGGGGAAAUAGAGAAAGCCCAAACCCUUGUGGAGGGGUCCUCUAGAGGCCCUGCAAACGAUGGGGCCCAGUGCUAG
Messenger RNA from Eimeria acervulina, 978 nucleotides. RefSeq lists its product as hypothetical. The transcript has 2 exons. Gene Ontology annotation, cellular component: ciliary base; intraciliary transport particle B; ciliary basal body. Gene Ontology annotation, molecular function: protein binding; intraciliary transport particle B binding. Lineage: Eukaryota; Apicomplexa; Conoidasida; Eucoccidiorida; Eimeriidae. Bases 1 to 978 code for a protein of 325 amino acids. The record is from RefSeq and is a predicted model, not a curated record. Gene Ontology annotation, biological process: intraciliary transport involved in cilium assembly; intraciliary anterograde transport.